CCCUACGCGCAGCGCACGACUCAGCGCAGUCCAUCCCUUUGGAUCCUACUGCUGCUCAGAGCUCUAGGAUACGUUCACUUAUGCGUAGCAAAACAAAGGAUACUCUCUGUUUCCAAAGAACUGUUCGAAUAUUAUCGGUAGCCUAUUUGAGAAGUACUCCAUUAUAUAGAUCAGAAGUGCCGUGCUCUUCAAGUGUCAAUUAUUUAUUGGAGUUGUCACUAGACAUUUUGUCACGACUGUCUCCCAAACGCGUUUGCCCUGUAUUGACGGGAACAGCAAUAUAAAUGAAGAGGGACUUAACGUGACCGUAUUGAGCAGAGCACUUGCGCGUUUUGGUGCGCUGCGAAGGUGUAUGCCAAUUCAACGGCUGCCACCUCCAGGCAUUGAAUCCAAGUAAAUAUCGUCAGGGUGACUAGAGGAAUGGCUGCGGCAAGCAACGGAUCAAACACAACUAGGACCUUUACAAAUCAGUUUGUACAACCGCCUUGGCGCAUCGUGCUAUGGUCGGUCGCGUACAGCCUUGUGCUCGCGGUGGCAGUUUUUGGGAACCUGAUAGUGAUUUGGAUCGUAUUGGCGCACAAGAGGAUGCGGACCGUGACAAACUACUUUUUACUCAACUUGGCUUUCUCUGACGCCUCAAUGGCCGCGUUCAACACGUUGAUUAAUUUCAUAUAUGCUACUCACGGCAAUUGGUACUUUGGAGAAUCAUACUGCAAGUUCCACAACUUUUUCCCAGUCACAGCAGUGUUUUCAAGCAUCUAUUCAAUGAGCGCAAUAGCGGUCGACAGGUACAUGGCCAUCAUCCACCCGCUGAAACCCAGGCUGUCGGCCACAGCCACCAAGGUGGUGAUCUUAUGUAUAUGGGCGCUGGCCGUGGUGCUGGCCUUCCCCCUCUGCUUCUACUCCACCAUCCGCAUCCUGCCCCGCCGGACAAUCUGCUACGUGGCUUGGCCCCGGUCAUCAGAUGACUCCUUCAUGUAUCAUAUCAUUGUGACGGUGCUGGUGUACGUGCUGCCCCUAGUGGUGAUGGGUAUCACCUACACCAUUGUGGGUGUGACGCUGUGGGGAGGAGAGAUCCCGGGGGAAGCAUCAGAUAACUACCACAGCCAGCUCACAGCCAAGAGGAAGGUGGUGAAGAUGAUGAUCAUUGUGGUGGUGACCUUCGCCCUCUGCUGGCUGCCGUACCACGUCUACUUCAUCGUGACGGGACUCAACAAGGCUCUGAUGAGAUGGAAGUCCAUCCAGCAGGUCUACCUGUCAGUGAUGUGGCUGGCCAUGAGCUCCACCAUGUACAAUCCCAUCAUCUACUGCUGCCUCAACAGCAGGUAGGAUCCAGCACCUGGAGGAUUGGUCUUUGUUAAGAAGGCACCAAAGCAUACGAUGAAGAUAAGCCUUACCCAUAACUCAUUUAUAUUUUCCGUUUAAAAAUGUUUUUUUCUUUGUUCCUACUUUGUUCCUAGGUAACCACUGGCUAGAUGGAUAAGACCAGAUGAGAAAGCUACCAGUGUACCUUCUUUAGAAUUCAUAAGCCACCUCUCAAAUGUUAAAAAUCUAACAAUGCACUCAUCUGUCUGGUUUGGGUUGUGGUUUGGAUACAGGUUCCGGGCGGGCUUCAAGCGGGCGUUCUGUUGGUGCCCGUUCGUCCGGGUAUCCAGCUAUGACGAGCUGGAGUUGCGCGACAACACCACCCGCCACCGAUCCGGCCACCUGGGCAGCAUGUGCACCCUCUCCCGCGUGAACACUGGGACCAACAGCACCAACAAUCGCCAACACAGCAUCAAAAAGGCAGUCUCCAGCUGCCAUGGCAAUGCCAGUGUUAACGGAGAUAACAGUGGUAACCAUGGCAACCAACCGGCGGUAGCCAAGUCCAACCUUUACAGUGACCCCGAUGAUGUGGCCAACGAUCAGUUCUCCUGAGAUGUUUAUGAUGACCACGACCACAUUCUAGAGUGUUCACGAGUGGUUUGGAAAGUCGUUGUCAACAUUUCGCCUUCCGAACUUCCCUCAAACAUUCCAAGCAAGCCUUUAGAUUUUAAUUUUAUUUUACCAAGCAUAAGUAUUUCAUGUGAGUUUGUUGCAAACGCGGUUGUUCUGUAUAAAGUAUUUUCUGCUGGCUUGAUGCAGUGAGAUUCUUUUGAUUUUAUUUGUAUUUUGCUUAGCUUUCGAAAAGCAUUUGUUUCUGCCUUUUCUCAUUUCCAAACCCCCCUCAUGACACUGACUGGACAUCUGGUAGGCUGCUGUCUCGACGGGCAGAUUUGUGGGCAGAUUUGUGACAUCUGGACUAAGCAAUGAAGGCAGAGCUUACCAGUAGUUUACCAGUGUGGGCAUGCAUCUAUUACUCAGGCAGGCUCCCCUUGAA
Oncorhynchus kisutch (coho salmon) is the source of this 2359-nucleotide messenger RNA. RefSeq names its product neuromedin-K receptor. Lineage: Eukaryota; Metazoa; Chordata; Actinopteri; Salmoniformes; Salmonidae. Gene Ontology annotation, biological process: positive regulation of flagellated sperm motility; G protein-coupled receptor signaling pathway. The transcript has 4 exons. The record is from RefSeq and is a predicted model, not a curated record. Gene Ontology annotation, molecular function: tachykinin receptor activity. Gene Ontology annotation, cellular component: plasma membrane; sperm midpiece. Bases 421 to 1329 code for a protein of 302 amino acids.